CCAAAUGAAACAAACUACCCACACACUUUCCCAUUAACUCCUCUCUUCCUCUGAUCACAACACCAAUAAAAAAAUGGCUGAUGAAGAUCGUAUGACGUUAGCACCGACGGAAAUCUAUGGCCGGAGCGAUGAAGAACAACAGAACGGACCAAGAAUCUGGCGUCCGAAGAAAGAGGAGCCUCCAGGGAACUGUAUCGUCUACUCCUUAACAAUCAUCGUCAUCGUCUUCGCAGUCUGUCUCAUCCUCUCCUUAAUCUUUCUCCGUAUCUCAAAACCAGAGAUCGAAACCGUAUCUAUAUCCACAAGAGAUCUCAUAUUCGGCAGCAACUCAACGAACCCUUACUUCAACGCCACGCUAGUGAGCGACAUCUCGAUUCGAAACUCGAACUUCGGGGCUUUCGAGUUUGGGGAUAGCUCGUUGAGAAUUGUUUACGCUGAUCAUGGAGUUGUGGGGGAGACCACGAUUGGCGGGAGAAGAGUAGAAGCUCAUAAGACGGUUAGAGUAACCGGGAUUGAGGCUGAGAUCGGUUCGUUUCGGUUAUUGAAUAGGAGGGGUUUGGAUUCGGAUUUGAGGUCUGGUUUUUUGGAGCUGACUAGCGUUGCUGAGAUCAGAGGGAGGAUUAAAGUGAUGGGAAGGAGACAGUGGAAAGUUGGUGUGAUGAGUUGUACCAUGAGACUUAAUUUAAACGGUCAGUUUAUCCAAAAUUUGUUAUGUGAUUAGUAGUAGUUAUUGAUCGGUUUUGUAAUCCGGCUCAGAAGAUUAUUAUUCUUUGUUGUUUUGUGUUUUUGCGAUAUUGUAAUUCAGGGUAAUCUUUGUAUAUGACGCGGAAUAUUUUUUGUUGACGAAAUUCAUAGGUGUUAACUAUAAAGUUUAGCGCGUUAAUAAAAUGACAAAUUAUUUUCUCAACAA
Messenger RNA from Raphanus sativus (radish), 910 nucleotides. Its product is annotated as late embryogenesis abundant protein At1g64065. Lineage: Eukaryota; Viridiplantae; Streptophyta; Magnoliopsida; Brassicales; Brassicaceae. The record is from RefSeq and is a predicted model, not a curated record. The transcript has a single exon. Gene Ontology annotation, cellular component: plasma membrane. The coding region runs from base 74 to 721 and encodes 215 amino acids.